AUGCUGAAAAACAGUGAGAGGAGGCGGUCUUGGAGCUACCGGCCCUGGAAUACCGCGGAGGGUACCGAUGAACCCACUUCAGGGAACAGCCAACACCGCGGGAGCAUCUGCUCUCUGGCGGCGCGUUCUGGCUCCCAGGCCAGCAUCCCACCGUGGACCGAGGGCAACUAUAACUACUACAUCGAGGAGGACGAGGAUGGGGAGGAGGAGGAGCAGUGGAAAGACGACUUGGCCAACGUGGCCGAGGAAGACCAGCAGCCAGAGGAGGCCGCCCAGACGGAAGCCCGCACCGAGGGCUCCACGCUGAACGUGAACGUGGGCGGCCAGAGCUACCACCUGGACUGCGCGCAGCUGGCCUGCUACCCCAAGACGCGCCUGGGCCGCCUGGCCGCCUGCACCAGCCGCGGCCGCCAGCUGGGCCUGUGCGACGACUACGAGGCGCAGACGGACGAGUACUUCUUCGAUCGCGACCCGGCCGUCUUCCAGCUGGUCUACAACUUCUACCUGUGCGGGGCGCUGCAGGUGUGCGACGCGCUCUGCCCGCGCCGCUUCCUGGAGGAGCUGGGCUACUGGGGCGUGCGGCUCAAGUACACGCCGCGCUGCUGCCGCAUCUGCUUCGAGGAGCGGCGAGACGAGCUGAGCGAGCAGCUCAAGAUCCAGCGCGAGCUGCGCGCCCAGGCGCGGGCCGAGGAGGCCGAGCAGCUCUUCCGCGACGUGCGCUUCUGCGGGCCGCAGCGCCAGCGCCUCUGGAACCUCAUGGAGAAGCCCUUCUCGUCCGUGGCCGCCAAGGCCAUCGGGGUGGCCUCCAGCCUCUUCGUGCUCGUCUCCAUCGUGGCGCUGGCCCUCAACACGGUGGAGGAGAUGCACCAGCGGGCGGAGGGCGGCCGCUGGGCGGUGCUGGAGCACGUGGAGGUGCUGUGCAUCGCCUUCUUCACGCUCGAGUUCCUGCUGCGCCUGGCCUCCACGCCCGACCUGCGCCGCUUCGCGCGCAGCGCCCUCAACCUGGUGGACCUGGUGGCCAUCCUGCCGCUCUACCUGCAGCUGCUGCUCGAGUGCUUCACGGACGAGGACCAGCGGCGCGGCCAGGGCUCCUCCCGGGAGCACGACCUGGAGACGGUGGGCAAGGUGGGCCAGGUGCUGCGCGUCAUGCGCCUCAUGCGCAUCUUCCGCAUCCUCAAGCUGGCGCGGCACUCCACCGGCCUGCGCGCCUUUGGCUUCACCCUGCGCCAGUGCUACCAGCAGGUGGGCUGCCUGCUGCUCUUCAUCGCCAUGGGCAUCUUCUCCUUCUCCGCUGCCGUCUACUCCGUGGAGCACGACGUGCCCGGCACCAACUUCACCAGCAUCCCGCACUCCUGGUGGUGGGCCGCGGUGAGCAUCUCCACUGUGGGCUACGGAGACAUGUACCCAGAGACCCACCUGGGCAGGCUUUUUGCCUUCCUCUGCAUUGCUUUUGGGAUUAUCCUCAACGGGAUGCCAAUCUCCAUUCUCUACAACAAGUUCUCCGAUUACUACAGCAAGCUCAAGGCUUAUGAGUACACUGCCAUACGAAGGGAAAGGGGAAAGGUGGACUUCGUGCAGCGAGCCAGAAAAAAGAUGGCUGAGUGCUUGGCUGAAAGCAACCCACAGCCCACCCCAAGGCAAGAGAAUUAA
Myotis lucifugus (little brown bat) is the source of this 1650-nucleotide messenger RNA. RefSeq names its product potassium voltage-gated channel modifier subfamily V member 2 (gene KCNV2). The record is from RefSeq and is a predicted model, not a curated record. Bases 1 to 1650 code for a protein of 549 amino acids. Gene Ontology annotation, biological process: potassium ion transmembrane transport; protein homooligomerization. Gene Ontology annotation, molecular function: voltage-gated potassium channel activity. Gene Ontology annotation, cellular component: voltage-gated potassium channel complex; membrane. The transcript is spliced from 2 exons. Lineage: Eukaryota; Metazoa; Chordata; Mammalia; Chiroptera; Vespertilionidae.